AUGCGUGAAAAGGAGGACCCUCUGCUCAAAACUAAAUUGCCGACCGGUCUCUGCGCAGCUUCUUCAUCGUUCUGUAGCUCCUCUAAACUCUACGGUGUCGACAGCUUGCCACUACGUGACAUUUUCACAUGUCACUUUGGGCGACAGGACGGCAGAAGCUCGAGAGCGGCUGUACUCGUUACAGAGCAUCGAAUCGAGCGCAUUCACACAAAGCCUGUCACACGUCGACGCGACGCAAUGGGUGUUCAAAGUGUGGUUGUCACCGAACAUGGGGACGUGUGA
Protopolystoma xenopodis is the source of this 282-nucleotide messenger RNA. The record is from the annotation of a GenBank genome assembly. Lineage: Eukaryota; Metazoa; Platyhelminthes; Monogenea; Polystomatidea; Polystomatidae.